AUGCAACAAGUCAUCGAUUCUGUCAAGUCCGCCAUCGGCGCCACCAAGCUGCCUACCGGUCAAUUGGGAAAGAACGGACCGUAUGUCACCAGAAUGGGUUACGGAGCUAUGGGACUCUCAGCAUUCUAUGGCAAGCCCAAGCCCGACGAGGAACGAUUUGCCGUAUUGGAUAAACUGUACGAGCAAGGAGAGCUCUUCUGGGACACAGCUGAUAUGUACAUGGACAACGAAGAUCUGAUCGGUAAUUGGUUCAAGGCCAACCCCGGCAAGCGUGAGCGGAUCUUCCUUGCGACCAAAUUCGCAAACCUGCGCGACGAGCAGGGCAACCCUAUCGUUGACUCGAGUCCUGAGUACUGCAAGAAGGCAUGUGACAAGUCUCUGUCUCGCUUGGGGGUCAAGAACAUCGAUUUGUACUACGCUCACCGUCUGGACGGCAAGACCCCGGUCGAGAAGACAGUCCAGGCGAUGAAGGAGCUCAAGGAAGCUGGCAAGAUCAAGUACUUGGGUCUGUCCGAGGUCAGCAGUGAGAGUUUGCGACGUGCCUAUGCCGUACACCCCAUCACGGCAGUCCAGAUCGAAUACUCGCCCUUCUCUCUUGAUAUUGAGAGUGAGCAAAUUGGUCUCUUGAAGACAUGCCGCGAGUUGGGUGUCGCUGUUGUUGCAUACUCGCCCAUCGGCCGUGGUAUGUUGGGAGGCUCUAUCAGAAGUCCCGACGACUUCGAAGAGGGCGACUUCCGUAAAUUUGCUCCUCGUUUCAGCGCUGAGAACUUCCCCAAGAACCUCAAGCUCGUGGACCAGAUCACCGAGAUUGCCAAGAAGAAGGAUCUCACUGCUUCUCAGAUUACUCUUGCUUGGUUGAUGGCUCAGGGCGACGACAUCUUCCCCAUUCCCGGCACCACCAAUCUCAGCCGUGUUGACGAGAAUUUGGGCGCCUUGAAUGUCAAGCUUACUGACGAGGAGAAGAAUGAGAUUCGAAAGGCCUCCGAAGCCGCGGAGGUUGCUGGCUCGAGAUAUCCCGAGGCUUUCUCCAAAGCUUUGUUCGCAGAUACCCCCGCUCUUUAA
Aureobasidium subglaciale EXF-2481 is the source of this 1062-nucleotide messenger RNA. RefSeq lists its product as uncharacterized. Gene Ontology annotation, cellular component: cytoplasm. The transcript is spliced from 3 exons. The coding region runs from base 1 to 1062 and encodes 353 amino acids. Lineage: Eukaryota; Fungi; Ascomycota; Dothideomycetes; Dothideales; Saccotheciaceae. The record is from RefSeq and is a predicted model, not a curated record.